Messenger RNA from Ceraceosorus bombacis, 667 nucleotides. The record is from the annotation of a GenBank genome assembly. Lineage: Eukaryota; Fungi; Basidiomycota; Exobasidiomycetes; Ceraceosorales; Ceraceosoraceae.
AUGCGCAUGUUGUUGUUGAGGGAUGUGCAAGAGUAUGCAUCGCUCAAGCCAAACGCUUACGGUAUAAGGGAGCUCGGCGUCGAGAUGGCUCGCGUCCGAGAAGAUGGUGCGUGUGAAGGAAUCGUUGCGAGCGGCUGCCGAAAGCUCACGAGCUAAGGAGUGACACCUUUUCUUUUCACCCGUUUGCAAUGCGAUACCCUCGCAGCGCUCGCUUCGAGCACUGCACCGGACCUCAUCCUGGUCCCCGGCGUAGCGUUCGAUGUGCACGCCAAUAGACUGGGUCACGGAAAGGGCUACUACGAUCGUUAUCUUGCUCAGUUGCACAAAGCUGCGCGAGCUAGACGAGUCGCUGCCGAAAAGGAGCCCAUUUCGGGUGAGUCGAGAGUGGAGCGUGGAGCGUGGGGCGUCGAGCGUGGCCCCGGCUCGCACCUCGGUGCAUUGGUCGAUCAGACAAUCACAGAUCAUCAGAGCUUGGCACUCGCGCUGAGCAGCUUCGCUUCCCCUGCUGGACUGGCGCUCCCCCCCAUCAGUGGCCCUGUCCUUGUCGCCGCAGCUUCUGGCCGAACCUCAAACGGUCCCCACAGACGAAAAUGACAGACCUUUGGAUGCCAUCGUUGCACCAGAUCGGACGAUCUUUGCCCCUGGGUCUAGAUGGAAAAAUGCAUGA